Messenger RNA from Bombus huntii, 1610 nucleotides. It is a transcript of the gene Uba4, whose product is annotated as adenylyltransferase and sulfurtransferase MOCS3. NCBI's taxonomy places the organism in Eukaryota, Metazoa, Arthropoda, Insecta, Hymenoptera, Apidae. Gene Ontology annotation, molecular function: adenylyltransferase activity; URM1 activating enzyme activity; thiosulfate-cyanide sulfurtransferase activity. Gene Ontology annotation, cellular component: cytosol; cytoplasm. Gene Ontology annotation, biological process: protein urmylation; tRNA wobble position uridine thiolation. The record is from RefSeq and is a predicted model, not a curated record. The transcript is spliced from 6 exons. The coding region runs from base 139 to 1449 and encodes 436 amino acids.
CGGUUAGAGUCGCUGCGUACCUCUGCGAACUUCCCAUCAGUAAAAUAUUUCAGCAACGAACUUUUUCCGACUGUACUGUCACCGAUAAGUAUCAGGCGAAAUUGAUAGUCAAAAAUUGGUUCCACCAUCUUGACAAAAAUGAACGAAAAGAAAUUGAUUGAUGAAAUUGUUGAAUUGCGUGAGUUGUUACGCACGAAGGAAACUCAACUAGCUGCCUUAAGGCGCGAAAAACAAAUCUUACAAGAUUACGGUUUGAAUAACGAAGAAAUAUUACGAUAUAGUAGGCAAAUAUUUUUGCCAGAAAUUGCUAUUAAAGGUCAAGUAAAAUUAAAGAAUAGCGCAAUAUUGAUCGUAGGGGCAGGUGGACUUGGAUGCCCAGCUGCAUUAUAUUUAGCAUCUGCUGGUGUUGGACAAAUUGGUAUAAUUGAUUAUGAUGAUGUAGAGAUUAACAAUCUUCAUAGACAAUUAUUAUAUGCAGAAACAAGUAUUGGAACACCAAAAGUAAAUACUGCUGCAGAAAGUCUUAAUCGCUUAAACAGUGACAUUAAAGUUACUCCAUAUAAAAUUCAACUAGAUAGCAGUAAUGCUCUGGACAUAAUAAAGUCUUACGAUGUAGUGGUAGAUGCUACUGAUAAUGUAGCUACACGUUAUUUAUUGAAUGAUGCGUGUGUUCUAAGUAAUAAACCUUUAGUAUCUGGAUCAGCAUUAAAAUUUGAAGGUCAUUUAUCUGUAUUUAAUUAUAAUGGACCUUGCUACAGAUGUAUAUUUCCUAAACCUCCUCCUCCAGAAACAGUAACAAAUUGUGGAGAUGGUGGUGUUUUUGGCCCAGCUGUUGGUACUAUUGGCGUCUUACAAGCAUUAGAAGCGCUGAAGAUAGUACUCGAUCUUCCGCAUGUACUAUCCGGUCAACUUCUAUUAUUUGAUGGACUAGAAACGAAGUUUCGUAAGAUCAACCUGCGUGCUAAAAAUAUAAACUGUGCCGUUUGCGGCGAACAUCCAACUCUGCACAAAUUAAUUGAUUAUGAACAAUUUUGUGGUGCAAAAGCAAAUGAUAAAGAUCCGAAAUUAAAUUUAUUAAGAACGGAAGAAAGAAUAAGCGUGGAAGAAUAUAACACAACAUUGAAAUUAGGCACGAAAGCUCAUAUUUUAAUUGACGUACGUUCAGCCGAAGAAUUUGACAUCUGUCAUUUAAAGAACUCUAUAAAUAUACCAUUAUGUGAUAUUAAUAACAACGAAACAGUAACAUUAAUAAGAAGUAGAAUACAGGAAAUACAAAAACAACAUGAUAAUGCUAGUUUAUAUGUUAUGUGCAGAAGAGGGAAUGAUUCGCAAAAGGCUGUAAAAAGUCUUCAGGAAAUAUUUCAGGGAAAUAAUCUAGAAAUAAAAGAUGUAAUUGGUGGCAUUCAUGCUUGGAGCAAGAAAAUUGAUUGUACAUUUCCUAUAUAUUAAUUGUAUAAAAUUGUAUGUAAUUGAUUACUUUCAUGUUUAUUGAUUUUUACUACUAAAAUUAAUAUGUGUAUAAUUACAUGAUGUUCGACAUUACAUUUUUAUAAAUAUAUAUACGUGAAUAACACGUACAUUUAUAAAAAUAUAUAGUUAUAUAAAGUGAA